AUGUUACCAACGCGUUCAAUUAAUCCCAAUAGUUUAUGUAUUCCGGAGAACAUUGAAUUAGCAGAUCCAGAAUACUACAGAGCAGGAGAAAUUGAUGCACUUAUCGGCAGCGCGUUAUUUUAUAAUUUGUUGAAAGCUGAACGUAUUGAAUUGGUCGGUAUGGCUUCGGUUAUUCUUCAAAACACAGAUUUAGGUUGGAUAGUAAUCGGUGAAGUAAACGUCAGGAAAUCGAGUAAACCAAUUAGAGCGUGUCACUUAGCCACGUGCCUUGACGCACAAAUUAGUAAAUUCUGGACAAUGGAAGAAAUUCCAGAAAGGAAAAUCUUAUCAACGGAGGAAAGGGAAUGUGAAGCACAUUUUACGAAGCAUAUCUCGCGUAAUGAGCAUGGUCGAUACAUUGUUAGACUACCAUUCAAUGAUAAAUUAAGCAGUUUAGGCGACAGCAAACAGAUAGCCCUAAAACGAUUUUAUAAUCUAGAACGCAAAUUAGAGUCAAACAUCGAUUUAAAGAAUCAAUACACAACAUUCUUAAAGGCGCCCAGUUCCACAACCAAGAUUAGGGUCGUUUUCGAUGCCUCUACAAAGGGGAAUUCCGGAUUAUCCUUAAAUGACACGUUAUUAAUUGACCCCACUAUUCAAGAUACUUUGUUUUCUAUUCUCAUUCGGUUUCUGCAACACACAUUUGUCCUUACAGCAGACAUAGAAAAAAUGUACAGACAAAUCCUGGUUCAUCCCGUCGAUAGAACAUACAAAAAAUUCUUUGGCGAGAAUCUAUAG
This is a messenger RNA of Ceratina calcarata, 777 nucleotides long. RefSeq lists its product as uncharacterized. Bases 1 to 777 code for a protein of 258 amino acids. Lineage: Eukaryota; Metazoa; Arthropoda; Insecta; Hymenoptera; Apidae. The record is from RefSeq and is a predicted model, not a curated record. The transcript has a single exon.